This is a messenger RNA of Arachis ipaensis, 2271 nucleotides long. The record is from RefSeq and is a predicted model, not a curated record. NCBI's taxonomy places the organism in Eukaryota, Viridiplantae, Streptophyta, Magnoliopsida, Fabales, Fabaceae.
GAUAUAGGGCACUGAUAAUAUUUUCUCGAGUAAUUAGAUAAUAGAUACAAAUAAAGUAACCUUUUGAUACAAAGAGCAAAGUCUGUCCUAAACAAUAAAAUGAGAGAAAAUGCUUUGAUUAACCCAAUGUGGCGAAAUGAAAUUUGCAAUUAAAUGAAAACAGUGAACUAAGCUAGUGGGAGAGGAAGAAGACGUGCCGUUCUGCCCAGAGCCGCCGCGCGAAGGAUCGUCGCCGUCACUCUGUGUCGCCGUCAAGCCCAGCCACCAUCGCCACUGUUCGUGCCUCUGUUUUGCAUCGCUGUGACUCUCGUCGCCGUCAGAUCUGUCGCCGUCGCCUGCACGCCGUCGCCGGGAGUGAAACAGAAUGCGCGUGGAGAGAUAAGGGGUCGCUAGGUGGUUCCGCCAUCAUUGGAAUUUGCAGAAUUUGCGGUUGAGAAAUUUGCGGCAUUUUUGCGAUAGGGUUGAGUUUUCCAGGUUGCAUGCAACGAUUAGAGUUGCUGUGGUUGUCGUGGGAGUGGAAUGAAGCUGUGGUGGUUGCAGCUGCCGCAGUUGCGGGCCAAGGAAAAGGAUUUUUGACCAGCUGUAUAGCUGUUGGGACGAUUUCAACUAGUUACGCCACUUAUGUGAUAACAAAAGAAAACCUUUCUUCCACCAAAGAUACUAAAGCACACGGUGAACAAAGCAAACGAGGAAUCGAGCAUGGAAAAGAAGAAUCAGAAUGACAAGAGCAAGAGUAUUCACGACAUCCUCCCUCUUGACCUGAUUCACAUAAUCCUUUUGCGGGUGCCGAUCAGACAUCUCGCUCGCCUCAGGUGUGUUUCCAAGCUCUGGUGCUCUCUCAUUUCUGAUCCUGACUUUGUGGAAUUGCAUUUUCACCACUCUCCGGCUGCCACCAACGCAUGCUUUUUCAUGAAAACCGACAUUGUGGCUGACUUGGUUUACAUAGACGACAAUGAUGCAUCACAAAAAGAGGUGUGUCCCCCUUUCCAGAAGAAACCACCUUCUUAUUUUGUGGUCGUGGGAUCCUGCAGAGGCUUUAUUCUCUUACAUCGACACCCACAUUUUCUUGUGGUAUGGAACCCACUCACUGGAUCCAGCAAAAGAAUAUCCUACUCUCAUAUUGUUCAUCGUAGUAAACCCCCUGGCUAUGGCAGGAUUGCCUACCGUGUGUAUCUGCAUGGAUUUGGUUAUGAUGCAUCACAGGAUGAUUACUUACUUCUUGUAGCUUGGAGCGAUUGCAAAGGACAAUAUCAUUUGUAUUGCUUUUCCUUGAGAACCAAUUCAUGGAUUAAUAUUGAUGCUGCAGUCCCCAAUCGCUUGGGUUUUCUUUGCUGGCAUUCUGGUGGGUUGUUCUUUAAUGGCGCUGUUCAUUGGGUGCCUUUCGAUCUUAGAGAUUACAGGGAUGCUAUUAUUAUCUUUGAUCUCAUGGAAAUGACUUUUUCAACUAUAUCUGCGCCGGAACAACUGUCAAGCUCCUAUACAAGUCUUGCCCUACUCGGAGGCUGCCUAUCCUUGUAUUCUUGCAAGGAUGAUUGCUAUAACACUGACAUAUGGGUGAUGAAAGAAUAUAAAGUGCACUCAUCUUGGACUCUCUAUCAGAUUCCUUGCAAGUACUUCCGGCCUCUGUGCUUAUCUAGUAAUAAGGAUAUUAUUGGAAGAGGUUAUACUUCAUGUGGUAAAACAGGGUACUUCAUAUAUAAUGUGAGAGGAGACCUGCUCAAGCAUUUUAAAGAUCUGUGUUGUCAGCAUCCCAGACGUAAACCCAUUAUUGUGUAUACAGAGAGUCUCUUGCCACUCCCUAGUGACAUUAAGGAUAAGGAUAACAAGAACAAGAUGAAGAAGGAAAUCCGCCAUCAAGUUGACCAUGAAUAUUUUGAACAACCUGAUGUUGCUAAAGGUUAGCAUCAAACAAAGAAAGAGAAUUAGGAGCCAACAUACAAGUGAAGAGCUUGACACAUGGGGAAAAAUAAGAUUUGAAAAGUGCAAAUGAAGUUUAGUUGGUUAUGCAAAACUUUAGAUGUUUUAUUUCUUAGUUGGUUAUGUAAAACUUUAGAUGCUUUAUUUUGCAGAUUGCAUAAUGUACUUUUCUUUUAUCAUGUCAAAACCUUAUGAAUCCAAUCCUAGAAGUUUUAAUUGUAGAUUCGUUUGGGGAUAAUAUGUUUCUCCUGCAAACUUGAGAUCCUAGGUGUGGAGUCUAGUGAAUUUGUCAAAUGAAUCUCUUGGAAAAUUUCUGCUUAUCUCUGUUUUAUCGAGCAAUAUAUGCUUAUUUUA